CAAAGUCCAAACAUCCCAAUAUCUGUUCCUCUCCUUCCCUCUUUCUCUCUGCUUUUGCUUCUUCUCCCUGUUGUUUCUCACAAAGCACCCAUUUGGAAGCCAUUUAUUUACGAUAUUAUCCACUCUUCUCCUUCAAUUUCUUCAAAACGACGGCGUUUCGGCGAUGGAUGGUGGGCCGCAGUACAAUCCUCGAACUGUAGAAGAGGUUUUCAGGGAUUUUAAGGGUCGCAGAGCGGGCAUGAUCAAAGCCCUCACCACUGAUGUUGAAGAGUUCUACCAGCAAUGCGAUCCCGAGAAGGAAAAUCUUUGCCUUUAUGGAUUCCCUAAUGAACUGUGGGAAGUUAAUUUACCUGCUGAAGAGGUGCCGCCUGAGCUCCCUGAACCUGCCUUAGGUAUUAAUUUUGCCAGAGAUGGGAUGCAAGAAAAGGACUGGUUGUCUCUGGUUGCUGUGCACAGUGAUGCUUGGUUACUUGCUGUGGCCUUCUAUUUUGGUGCCAGGUUUGGUUUUGAUAAAGCUGACAGGAAACGUCUUUUCAAUAUGAUUAAUGAUCUUCCAACAAUAUUUGAGGUUGUGACUGGAGCUGCAAAGAAACAAGUAAAGGAGAAGUCAUCAGUUUCGAACCAUAGCAGCAACAAAUCCAAGUCAAACUCGAAAGUGAGAGGAUCUGAAUCAGCUAAAUAUUUAAAGGGUGGGCAGCCAAAGGAUGAGGAAGAAGGAUUGGAUGAGGUAGAUGAGGAGGAGCAUGGGGAUACCUUGUGUGGUGCUUGCGGAGAGAACUAUGCUUCAGAUGAAUUCUGGAUAUGCUGCGACAUAUGUGAGAAAUGGUUCCAUGGGAAGUGUGUGAAGAUCACCCCUGCGAGGGCUGAGCACAUCAAACAGUACAAGUGCCCCUCAUGCAGCAACAAGAGAGCAAGGCCUUGAUAUAUCCCGUUUGAGGUGGGCAAAUUCUCACCUUCUGUAAUUCCUGUGUUGAACUCAACUAACUGUUUAGUUGGUAAGAUUUUCUCUUUCUUGGUCCUUUGUCACGGUAGAUGUAUUGAAUACUAUGGUCUUAGGAAUGUUGUUACUUGUUAUUUGGAUGUACUCUAGUCUGCAGGUCGUGAAACAUGUUCUUUUCUAUUCUGAAUUGGAAUAUAUAUUAGUUUCUUCUCUACAGAAAAACAUCUGUAGGUGUGGUAGGCCUUGUUUAUCGUC
Molecule: messenger RNA, 1195 nt
Organism: Vitis riparia (riverbank grape)
Lineage: Eukaryota; Viridiplantae; Streptophyta; Magnoliopsida; Vitales; Vitaceae
Product: PHD finger protein ALFIN-LIKE 4-like
Exons: 5
Coding region: 164-922 (252 amino acids)
Biological process (GO): regulation of DNA-templated transcription
Cellular component (GO): nucleus
Molecular function (GO): transcription cis-regulatory region binding; transcription coregulator activity; histone binding
Source: RefSeq, a predicted model, not a curated record